UUGACCAUAAAAAGAACUACAGUGAAAGCACAACAAAUAACCAAUGUCCCCAUGGAUGAAAAAUAGCCGCUCGGGAAAAAUCUGGACACCGGACAGUGGGGAGAGAUAAGAGAGAAGGAGAACAAUAAUAAACAAGAAGUCUUGCCUGUGACUUCGGUGAUUUUACAUUUGCCUUUUGUAACCUUGAAUGGUCUACCGGCUCUUGAUUUAGGCAGUGACUGGUUUUGCCUGUAGUAUAGACAGAGGUCCACAGGCAGUGACUGGUUUUGCCUGUAGUAUAGACAGAGGUCCACAGGCAGUGACUGUUUUUGCCUGUAGUAUAGAGAGAGGUCCACAGGCAGUGACUGGUUUUGCCUGUAGUAUAGAGAGAGGCUGUGGCUGCCGCCAAAGACAGAACAUAUUGAAGAAGUUUUCUUCUCUCCGACUGCAACCAUGUCAUCCUCAAACAAUACAGAUGUUGAUUUUGAGCCAACCGGAGAUAAUGCUGUGGAUAACGAAAUCAGGAAGUGGCUGUUAUGGGACAAGAAUGAAAAGACAAGACUUGAAAUCAAAGCUCUUGUGGACGAAAAGAAUAUCCCGGAGUUGAAACGAUUGCUGUUGCACAGAAUGGAGUUUGGCACUGCAGGUCUACGAACACGCAUGGGUCCCGGUAAUUCACAGAUGAAUGACUUGACAAUGAUACAAACAACUCAGGGUCUGGCGAAAUACCUGAAGGCUUCUCUGCCUACUGUGAGCUCAAAAGGUGUUGUCAUUGGCUUUGAUGGGAGACACAAUAGUUACAAGUGGUCAAGAAUUGUGGGCACCAUUUUUGUGAAUGAGAGGAUUCCAGUGUAUCUAUUCUCAAGACUGUGCCCAACUCCAUAUGUGGCCUAUGGGGUGCGGGCUUUUGACGCUGACUGUGGGAUCAUGAUCACCGCAAGUCACAACCCCAAGGAGGACAAUGGCUAUAAGGUGUACUGGAAUAAUGGGGCUCAGAUUGUCUCCCCUCACGACAAAGGAAUCAGCCAGGCCAUUGACGAGAGCCUGGAGCCCCUGGCUUCCUCCUGGGAUGUCAGCUCCCUGGAGCGUCUCUCAAGCCUGGUCAAAGACCCCAUGGAGGAGACUCUGAAGCGGUACAACGCGGAUGUGCUCAGUCUCUGUUAUUUGAGAGAAAAGAAUGCUGAGUGCCCAGUUCGCCUCACCUAUACAGCCAUGCAUGGUGUUGGCUAUGAGUUUGCCGUACGGGCAAUGAAAGAAUUUGGCUUUCUGGAUCCUAUCCCUGUUUUGGAGCAGGUUCAACCAGACCCGGAUUUUCCAACUGUGAAGUAUCCAAACCCAGAAGAAGGCGAGGGAGCGCUGAAACUUGCCAUGGAAACAGCUGAUCGAAAUAAGAGCAAAGUCAUCCUGGCAAACGACCCUGAUGCUGACAGGCUGGCUGUGGCAGAGAAAAUUGACAGCGGCUGGCGCGUGUUCACGGGGAAUGAAAUCGGUGCUUUUCUGGGCUGGUGGUGUUUUACUGCCUGGAGACAGAAGAACCCCAGUGUCAACUUGUCUGAUGUGUACAUGUUGGCCAGUACUGUGUCCUCAAAGAUCCUCGAGGCUUUUGCUCGUAAAGAGGGCUUCAACUUCAUUGAAACACUCACUGGGUUUAAGUGGAUGGGCAAUGAGGCGGACAGGCUGCUCAAAGAGGGAAAAUACGUUCUCUUUGCUUUUGAAGAGGCUAUCGGUUACAUGUGUGGCAGCAAAGUGCUGGACAAGGACGGUGUGUCGGCGGCGGCGGCCGUGGGGGAGCUGGUGAACCACCUGUACAGCUCGGGCACCACGCUCAGCAAACAGCUGGAGGUCAUCUAUCAGACGUAUGGUUAUCAUAUGAGCAGUAACUCCUACUUCAAGUGCUACGAUGCGGAUACAAUCAAAGCCAUGUUUGAACGUCUUCGUAACUACGAUGGGGAGGGAAAGUAUCCCAGCAAGUGUGGAGACUACGCCAUCGCUCAUGUGAGAGACUUGACUGUGGGUUACGACAGUGAGACUAUUGACAAGAAACCGAAACUGCCUUGUAGCAAGUCAAGUCAGAUGAUCACCUUCAAGUUUGAGAACGGCUGCGUGGCCACGCUGAGGACGAGUGGCACCGAGCCCAAGAUCAAGUACUACGCCGAACACCGGCCCGAUCCUGAGCAUGGGCUUGACUACGGGCAAGUAAAAGAACAGCUGAAUGGGAUUGUGGAAAGCAUCGCCAAGUAUUUCUACAGCCCUGACGUCUUCCCCAAGAUCCUGCCCAGGGAUACGUAAAAAAAAUCUCUUUAAAGAUGCGAGGACUGGCUCUGAGGGUUGACUACGAUUUUGUGGGAUUGCAUUGUGUAAGGGGAUGUUUUUGAGGCUAAGAGAAAUUGAGGUAUUUUCAGCAAACUCUUGGAGAAUUGAGAUUAUUAUAAUAUUUGGUGUUGGGAAAGUUGCGUGCACUUACUCAAAGCAUAGUGUGAUAAAUGCUCUUUGCGCGUGGCCUGCAAACAGGCUCAUGGUGUGUUGGGAUAUAUUUUUCUUUGCUCAGUAUUUCACUUACCUGAAGGUGUUAGUUGGUAAGUUUGUGUUUCUUUUACUGGAGAAUGCUUCUUGUUUAUCAAAGUCUUGGGGGGGAUCUCGUGGAUUUGUUUUGAGAUGGGUUCUGUACUCUUAACAUGUGUUUGUGGGCAAGUCCCUGGGUGUAAUGCUGGCAGGUUGAUGUAUGCUUAGUUGAGAAUUUUUUUACUUUCGUAUGUGCAGUUUAUUUAUAAUCUACGUUUUGUCGUUGAGUAAAAUCUUGUUUUACACAAUCUUGCUUUGUAAAUUAAAUCGUCCUUCGUCGGUAAAUAGUCAUGAAUAUGUUAAAAAUGAGACAAAUUCUUAAUGUCGGAGUCAGGAUUUGCUGUGUUCUAGUAAAACGGUGACACUGGUUAUUUGACGUAAAUUAAUAGGUUGAAACAAGUCUCAUUGUGGAAUUUAAUUUGAAGGGCUCUAUGUCAGUGUUUCAUGGGCCUGCUACAAACGAAAAUGAAUGGCUGGGUUUUUUUUCUUUAAUUGUUCACCUUUGUUGUCGUGGACAUCUUUCAGUUAAAAAAAAUGUUUACAUUGUCCCUAGCAUGGAUUACUGUAUGUUUUUGUGGAAAACAAGUUCUACUCUUGGAAAUUGUCAUAGAAUAAUAAUAAUAAGAAGAAGAAGAUGAAGCAUACAACUCUGUAAAUUUAUAGGGGUGGGUGGUGCGUAUCAUUCAUUUUAUUUCAGAAGCCUUUUUUUUUUCUCUGUAAUCAAACAUUGGCCUACCCAGAUGUAGUGAAAACACUUGCCCACACGGACUGGCCUUCAGUCUAUGUAACAGGUAUGGCCAUUUGCACUCAGUUAGCUGUACCUUCAUUGUAUUACGGAAAGGUUGAAUGUGAAAAUUAACCAUUCAAGAGGUGAAUAAAUUUGCACUGUCCGGUCCCCCAGAGGGGAAUUACUGUGAGAAAUUCAUGAGAAUAAGGGUGAGUCCUUAAAAAUGCUUAUAACUUCCUUAUUUUUUAAGGUAGAAAUAUGAACCAAACUUCAUUGAACUGGAAAUUGAGUGAAGAAAAAACACGAGAUAAAAAUGUUCAAAACAAUA
Molecule: messenger RNA, 3596 nt
Organism: Aplysia californica (California sea hare)
Lineage: Eukaryota; Metazoa; Mollusca; Gastropoda; Aplysiida; Aplysiidae
Product: phosphoglucomutase-2
Exons: 20
Coding region: 433-2268 (611 amino acids)
Biological process (GO): purine ribonucleoside salvage; carbohydrate metabolic process
Molecular function (GO): magnesium ion binding; phosphopentomutase activity
Source: RefSeq, a predicted model, not a curated record